UCACACGCCCGUGUGGAAUUUAUUUGUGCGCGUGUGAAGGCUCGCACAAUCCCACACGGCCACAUUGGUCACUUGCACGGCCGUGUGGGUUUUGUGUGUACCCGUGUGGCUUCCUCAGCGACUUGCCUCGCGUCCUAUCUUCGUCCAAUCGACCCCAAACUCGCUCCCAAACCUUCAUUCUCUUUCUAGGACCUGAAAUAUCACAAACAAGCACAACCUAGCGUGAAAUCGGUCUAAAAUACGAGAAUCAACACCUCUAACGGCUCUAGAAUAGGGGUAAAAACAUGUGCAAUUAACGGUUUAUCAACCGACUCUAUUUAUACUCACCACCCUGGACUGGGCUUCUUCCACCUAACUCCACGUCAGCAUCGCUUUUAGUGCUCCAUACUUCUGUCAGGCUGAGCGCCCCGACCAACAUGUCAGGCUUCUGACAGAUGCAAGGCGCCCAAACCGUACUCCCUUGGAGUCUUCCGAGUCUUGUCUCCUAGCUUCCCUCAUCAUACUUGGGCUUGGCCUCGCGGGCCAAUUUGUGGGCUGGGGAAAUGGAGUAACCCUCCUCCUCCUCAUUGGGCCGCCUUGGACUUUCACUUGGGCCUCUCUUUGUAACACCCCCCAACAAGAACCAUUUAGUAAUUUUCUUUUCCUUUAUCAUUUUGUUUGCUAUCCUCAAUUGACAUUUUUUAUCGUAUUUGAUUUUGCCGCAUUAUUUAUCUCUUUUUCGAUCGAGUUUGAAUAUGAAGACUAAAUUUUUUAUUAUUCUCCAUGAAAAGAACAUAAGUGUCAUAUAAACCAACGACACUUGAUGCUACGUUCUUCCUUCAUUUUUCAUCAUUUCGUUAAAUUUUUAUGACUUCAUUGUUCGCAUUUGGUUUUGCCCCUUUAUUUAUCUCUUUAGCAAUUUGCUAGAUCCGAGGACACCCGCAAGGUGGAAGAACGGAGUCACAAUAGUAGUACUCAUUGAAGAACAAGAGAAUCACAGUUAGGGAUGGAGAUCGGUACGGUAUCGGUAUCCCAAUACCGGAUAUCGAAUUACAUCAUAAAAUCAAUCCCAAUUCACUCCCAAAAUAAUUUCACUAUCUCAAUCCCAAUCCCAUAUAUUUGGAUUCAAUAUCAAUAUUUACCAAAUGCCAAUUUAUUUCCUUCAUUUUUAUGAAAGUAUAUUUUAUUCUCAAACCCAAUACACCAUUAGGGCAUAGGUGAGGGAGCGGAUCCGGUCAAUAACCUUGUGGUCAAUAACUAUGCAUAACCCAAUCAAAAUCUGCCACAUUAGCUCCCCUUCUCUCUCAUGAAAAGCCUUUAAUUUCCCCCUUAAUCUUUAACGAACGAUUUCUUACUCGUUUUAAAUUAAUUUUUCUUUUUGCACAGUUAGAUCAGAUUAAUUGUGCUCUUCAAAAUGAUAUUCACUUUGAUAUAUUUUUGGAACAAAAAAAAGUCAUUUUUUACCGGUCUAUACCAUAUGGUAUUGACUGGUAUUGAAACAAGAGCAUAGUUAUGGUAUGAAAAGCGUACCAUGGUAGUAUGAACAAACAAAGACUGUAGGAUGGUUGAAUACAUGAUAGUAGAAGUAUAUUAACUGUCAUUUACGACUUUUAACAUUGUGUACCACAAGAUACCACCUCGUACCAGGGUGGUAAUGUGUGGUAUUUUUUGUAUCUGUAUUUUGUUCACCAGAAAAUGGUAGAUCCAAUAGUUCAUGAUGAACUCGUUCCUUCUGUGCAAAAAUUUUCAAAAACGAAUUUAAAACGAAGAAGAUAUCAUAUGGUAUGUAGUUGGUAUCGAGAGACACAAAAAAAUUUUCCUAAAAAAUAUUGAAAAUGGAUCUCAUUUUGUAGAGCACAACGAACUCAUUCCAUCUGUGCAAAAAAAAAAAAUUGAAAUUCGAGUUAAAACGAAGAAGAUAUGAGCCUAUUAAAAAAAGGGAAAAUAAAAUGUCUUUAACUCUCCACACUUAAAUCUUGAUUUUCUAAAUUAAGGGUCCAGAUUUAGUUACUAAUAGGUGCAUAACUCAUGAUUAUGCAUUGUAUCUUGAGCCCAUAGGUGAGUCCAAACAGGGGGAUAAAUGUGAACAAAAAUAGGAGUUGGUUAAUUAAUUACAUGAAUGAAGUAGCUAGAAACAAAAGCGUAUAUGAACAUUAAUUGAACAAAGUAAAGUCAUUUCUUUCCAUAUUACGAAGGAAGAAAAAUGAGCGGCUCUAUAGUUUGGAGUGAGCUAGGGUUUUUUAGUGAGUGAUUCGGGUCAAAAUGUACACAUUUUACCCCUCAUUUCUUGUUCGCUUUGCCGUCUUUCGACCUAUUUUACACUAUAGGUUGUGCUUGUUUUGUUAUAUUUCAGGUCCUAGCAGGUGUGGGAAGGUCGAGGACGAGUUUCAAGUCGAUUGGAGGUUGAAAUUAUCGAAAAAGUGAAAAAAACGUGACCGUGAAGUGCGGAGGAUCCAGACUGUUUUCGCGUCUCACUAGAGGCCUGUCAGUUCACGGUCACACGAUCGUGAACUUCAGCUCCAGACAGUGAAGUGCUGUAGUGAGAUGACACGUUUCUGGCCGAGAUCUCGGUCUAAGCUUUGAGUUCACGGUCAUGAACUCAGACCUUGAACAACAUUCGAUCUGGGUAUAAAAGUGAGCAGCAUAAGGAAGAAAAGGGCGAGCUGGUUUUUGGGAGAGGAAUUAGUUUCUUUCUCUAGGUUUUCGACCCAAAACACCAAAGGGGAGUUCUAGGGAGAGAUAGAGAGUUCUUGAGUGAUCUUGGAGGUUAAUUGAAGACAUUGAUCAAGCUUGGAAGUAAGGUAUCAAGCCUAGAAGAAGAUCUUGGGCUCCAAUUUGUAAAAUCUCUCUUCUCUCUCUAGAAACUCACCCUCUUCUUGUGGGUUUAAGAACCCUAGGUCUAGAUUUUGGUUUGAUGUUGAUGUAUGUGAGAAAUUCCAUGUUUGAUUGAUGAUUUUACUUAAUUGAUGGAUGUUUUCAUGAGUUGGGUUUCCAUUUUCAUGUGACCUAGGAGGGAGAAAAUCCCCUUAGAGCCCAUUAUUGGCAUCUUUUGGUCACUCCUCAUCCUAUAUCGUCUAGGUGAUCCCCGAGGGAGUCGAUUCCAUCAAUCUUCUCCGAUAUAGGGUUGCCCUAGGUUGAAUAGAGCACACCCCAUUCAUCGAUUCACCGUUCCUCUUCAUUUCCGAGGGAGUCCAUCUCCUAAUGGUAGAGUAAUUGAGACAAUUGAGCUAGGAUAGUACUCAACAUCGUUCGAUUUGACAAACUAGGGGGAUUGAAACCCAAGAGAGCUCCAAACCUUGUAAUAACUAGGUUAGUGGUUAGUUUAGGUUGGUUAGAUAACGAACCCUAAACCAAAGUAUGAUAAUCAUAGAUCCUCGUAGUACCAUAAAUUAUUAUGCUACACCUGAUCAGCGGUUACACUUGGACGUCGAUCGGAAAGUUGUAGUUGGAGCUAGGGUUUUUUUAGUGAGAGAUGAAAGUAGUUAUGGGCCAAGUAUGCUUGUCAAAGAGAAGUGAUGGGCUUCAUUUGAGUCUCAAAUAUAGGGAGGAAGGAAACAAACGUAGGUAGUGGGAAGUAUAAUUAAAUUUGCAUUUUGAUGGUUGAGACUUGAGGGCAGAGGGGUGGUAAAAGUGAGUGGGGGUUAGUCUUGUUGGAGGGUUAAAAUGUCCAUUAAUUUUUAUUUUGCUAAUUUCGAUAUAAUAUUGAUCUUAAUCUCGUAAUUACUAAUAUUAAAUAACACUCGAAUUUGAAUCCCAAUCCCAUAAUAAAAUGACUACAAGAAAAACUGGCUAUUGCGACUGAUUCAUGGAGACAAAUGUUACAUUGGUCUCCAUAAGUACCUAUAGGCUAUAGUACAUGACAAUUAUUCAAUUUGUUGCCACAAGUAUUAUUAUGUGUCUCUAAAACUAUCUCAUAUAUGACAUAUUAUAAAAUUGUCUCUAAAAGUAUUAUUAUUUUCCUAUACGCAUUUUUUUAUCAAAUUAGUCUUUAGUUUUAGAGACAGAUUUAUUACAAUUGUCAUUUAAAACAUUUGUACUACAUUUUAAUGUCCAGGCAUAAUAAUAGAGUGGCGGUAAGCAUUUUAUUUUGACUCCAAGCGUUUUAUUCUACCGGGAUGGAAUAGUGAUGUACUAAUCCCAAUUUCCCUUCGCAGACCAGAAUAAAGUAACCCUAUCGAGUUGAAAAGAAAAUCUCUUCACUCGGCUUCCCAUGCCUCCGGCCAUGAUCCGCUGUCCAUACCUCCGUUGUUUCCUCCUCCAGUCAGCGUUGUUCUUUUGCUGCUUGGCUGCCCUUGGGGGUUCGAUUUAUUCGAUUGAUUCGUCUAUAUAAGAGCGGUACAACUCAGUUUCCCUUUUGCUUGAUCUGAUUUAGGGUUUUAUCUGAGGUUAUUCCUCCUAUUGAGUUGCUUUUGUUUAUUGUAACCUGUUAAGAUUAGAUCUUGUAGUGUUAGUUUGUCUUCUGUCGUUGAUUUGCUGCACGUUGAAUGUUCCUCAACGUAGGUGUAGAUUCAACCAUCCGCAUCAUCAAGUUUCUACCUCCGGCGUGAAGUUCACGCUGAUCGCUAUCGGAAGCAAAUCAAUCUGAAGGUCAUCCUUAUCCGCUAUUUGGGGAUUUGAGGUAAUAAUUAGGGAUUACGGGAUUGGGAUCAGUAUAUACCGAAAUACCGAUCAAUAACACAAUAGAAGCAAAUCAAUCUGAAGGUCAUCCUUACCCGCUAUUUGGGGAUUUGAGGUACUUUUUCAUUCGAUUGUAUACAGAGUUUCGUGGGUGUGGUCAAGUAUCCAAAUUUGUUGACUUUUAUUGGAGUAGGAGAAGCCAAUUUUUGGUUGUGAAUGCUGGCCCUGGUUGUAGUCAUAGUUACAUAGAUUUAUCAUUGUGGACUACUGUCUACGUGUUAAUUGGAAAUGUUCCAUUGUGCUAGGCAGUUUUGGAGACUGUUGCUAGGGUCACAACUAAAAAGUAUGUGUUCUAUGUGCUGCAUGUUUUUUUCUUCUUCUUUUCGAUCUGGACAUUACUGUAACAGUUGAACAUCUACUCAAUAAUUUUACUAACAUAUCUGACAAGGGCCAAUUUCCCUAUGAAAUAUGCCAGGUCAUUUCAGUAUCAUCAUGUUGUUUUCCAUUUGGACAAUGACAAUCGUGAGGAAGAUGCUCCAAGAUUGAUUGACCAAAAGGUAUAAUCAAUAUUCAAAAUGUACAUAUUUGAACCACUUAGUUGACGCCCGAUACCAGGGGAACAUGCAUUUAUAUGGCUGAUGUUAGUUUUAUGCAGGGGAGUGGGAGUUGUUUUGUUCAUACAUCUAUGUAAUUAGAUACUAAUAUGGCAGUUGAUGGUCUCUCCACCUCUUUCUCUUGUGUUGUGCAGUCUAAGGAUUGAUAAAGUGUAAAUGUUUAAACUUUUGUAAAGGGGAGGAUCCUAUAGACGAGAAGAACUUUUGGACAAUCCAAGAGUGGUUGCGCCCCAAAUAGAAGGAGCACUCAACCAUUUCAUCAACUGAGAUCCAAACAGCCGGGAGACCAGAACCUAGAGGAGGGAUUUUUCUAGAAAUAGCAUUGUUUAAAAUAAUAUUCCAAAAAUAGCAUCCAAUUUCGUAAAAUUCCAAAAAUAGCACCAUUUCUACAAAACCGCCACCCGUACCAGCGGUUUAGGCGAAAACCGCUACCCGGGGACGCGUUUUUCGAUGAAAACUGCACCCCCACCAUCCGGUCUGUUUUUUUUUUUUAAUCUAAACCUUGGUGGAAACUUCAAAUGAAUGUAUCUUUGUGGUCGGGUAUCCUAUCGCCGCGGAUUUUUUUUUUAUUCCGCAUAACCUUUUGAGAUCUUGCAAGUCGAAGACUGCCGAAGGUGGUUUGGUGAUGCCUUCGUCCCAAAAAAUGUCGUUUGCUACCCCGAACGAGCUUUUUUUUCGAUUUCAUCAAACUUUGGACAACCAUAACUUUGUGCUCCAAAAUCCAAACGGCAUGGAUUUUUUUUUAUUUCGCAUAAAUUUUAAGGAAUACAACUUUUAUCAUAGACAUAAUUUUAAAAAUGUACGUGGAUUGCUGAGAAGGGAAGAUAAGCUAUUCCCAAAAUCCUGUAUAUCCAAAAAUAAUUCUUGUUUUGAAAAUUCAUUCCUAGUAAAAAUUGUAGUCCUUAAAAAGUUAUGCGAAAUAUAAAAAAAUUCAUGCCGUUUGGAUUUUGGAGCACAAAGUUUGACGAAAUAGGAAAAAAGCUCGUUUGGGGUAGCAAACGACAUUUUUUGGGAGGAAGGCGGGACCAAACCACCUUCGGCAGUCUUCGGCUUGCAAGAUCUCAAAAGGUUAUGCGGAAUCAAAAAAAAUUCGCGACGAUCAGAUACACGAACACAAAGAUAUGUUCGUUUGAAGUUUCCACCUAGGUUAGGAUUUUUUUUAAAAAGAACAUACCGCAUGGUGGGGGUGCGGUUUGCAAAAUCGCCCCCUACUAGUACGGUUUUCAUCGAAAAACGCGCACCGAGAGGCGGUUUUCGCCUAAACCGCUGAUACGAGUGGAGGUUUUACAGAAAGGGUGCUAUUUUUCAGAGUUGUGUGCUAUUUUUGGAUUUUUCUUUUCUGAACCGUGUUAUUUCUAAAAAAAUCCUAGAGAACUCGCCAAGCACGUUAACUCUGAAGCGACUAAAUGAUAAUUCAAUCCAUUAGCUCUUGAGUUGGAUUCGUUUCCAGCUAUGGUUUAGGAGAAGCCUAUAUACAUUUGUGUGGUGUUAUUUGGUAGUUUUUCCCAGCCAAUUCCUAUGUAUAAAUAAAUAUUAUUACUAAUGUGAAUCCUUUUAUUAUUAUUACUAUUUUUUUCAACAAAAUAGAAUUUAUUUGUUAUAAAAAAUAUAUUAUAUUUCACAAAAAUCUCAUCAUAAACAAAUUCAUUUAUAAAUAAUAUUUGAAACAAAAAUAUUUUUCUUUAAUAACAAUAAUAUUUUGCCUCUAUAGAUGAUAUUAGAGGCACACGUAUUUGACGUAUUUGUCUCUGUACAUAAUUUUAUAGACAGAUUUUUGUGUUUCUAAAAUUAUAUAUGAAUAAAUAAUAUUAAUCUCCAAAAACAGACAUUGGAAAUUGAUAUAUUCCGUUGCUGUAUCUCCAACUAGCAACAUAUAACAUUUGUUACUAUAUUUGUCUCUAUAGAGCUAUAGCAACAACACUACUUGAGACAAAUGUGUUAUAUGCAUCUAAAAGGAUAUAGAGGUAAAUAAACCCCUUACAUAUGCACAUUUCCUUUGUCUCUAUAGUCCAUUUUUCUUGUAGUGAAUACAUCUAUUUGGUAAUACCAAAUAUUGACAAAUUCAUUACGGUAUUCGGUAUGUCUCAAAUACCGGUAUCAAACUUCCAACCCUAAUCACAGUAAUAAAGUCAUUUAUUUUGCCAAAAGCUCACUUGCAUUGCAUUACCAAGAGAAAUAGAUACCAAUGUUUACAAACCAAAUCACAGUAAUAAAGUCUCAAUAAUUCAAAUCAAGUUCCACAACCAAAAAGGAUUUCAAGUUUACUUUUUUGUUUGUUGUUCCCCAAUCCAUACCUAGUCAUUGGCCAACGAGUCCAUAUCUACUGUUUGCUUCAAUUUAUUUUAAAAUGUGUUUUCUCAAUUCUUAUUCAGCUACGUAGAUGUUACUAUUCAUGGAAUCUCUUACUAUGAUUGAUUUUAUCACCUGUUACUUAUUUCAUCAAAUGGGAGUUAAGCCUCGGGUAUUUUGAAUUUGUGUUCCUUAGGUAUUAGUUUAUUCCAUCUUACAAUCACAUGUAACCUUUCACAUCGCUCCCUUAACGUGAAUCGCAAUGAGCGGACUUCUCUACAAAUAGGUGGGUGUGUCACUUUUUCAUCACUCACCAAAAACUAUGGGUGGUAGAUUUUACCCUACCCAUUCCGUGACGCCAACCCGAUUUGAGGUUCUAGUGAAGGAGACACUGAAAUGGAAGUAUGGACCAGGUGAAGAUGGAAAGGCCAAGUAUUCUAGUUUUAGAAUUACUUGCUGGUUGCAUUUGCUUUCAAGUCACCCUUCAAAUGUUUGGUCCCUCCCUUUGUCUAAAAAGUACAAUCUCUUUUUAACUUGCGGAAAAGAAUGCAAUAAGGGAAAAGAAAAUGCAAUGUAUUCAAGCAAGAGGAGUUAAAAGUAAAGUUAAUCAAACGAAAGAAAAAUGGGAAACUGCUUGCAUGCUUAAAAGACAGUACAUCAACGCUUAAGUAAAAAGUUAAUAAAACGAAAGAAAAAAAUUCUGCAAAAGAGAAGCGUUUACUCAUCAUUUUCAGGAGGAUAGAUGCAUAUAACCAGUGGCGGAUUCAGAAAUUUUAAAUAGGGGUGUCCUUUUAAAAAAAAUUAAAAAUUAAAUCAAAUCAUUAUUAAAUAUGAAAAUAUUCAACUAGUAAAAGUUAGAAUAAAAGUUCAAACAUGUUCUGUAUUAUGAAAGAAUGGUAAAAUACAUUCGGUGUAUACGACAUAUCCUACUAGACAAGGGUAACCCGUAAUUGGGUUUAAUCGUUAGGUUUUGAAAAUAAUUGGGGAUAAGAAUAGUCUUUUACUAUUAUAUUUUGAUCUAAAACAUAACUACAAAUGAGUUGUAGUAUAAUUGAAACUAUAUUUACUAAUAAUAGCAGUGUUCCCAAGUUCAAAUCACAUAGACCCUAUCACUUAAAUAUUAUUUGUACCCAUAUGCAGAAUACUAUAGGAGGUUGAAUAAUCAUUUUCCAUAUUUUAAGGGUGUUCCACUAUCACUAUUUUUUUUUACCCAUACACAAACUACUAUCGAAGGUUGGAUAAUCGUUUUUCCAAAUUUUAGAAGUGUCCCGGGACACCCCUAAACCUCCAUAUAUCCGCCCCUGCAUAUAACGACAUGCUUAUUUGAAGGUUGAUC
Linum trigynum is the source of this 8835-nucleotide messenger RNA. The record is from the annotation of a GenBank genome assembly. NCBI's taxonomy places the organism in Eukaryota, Viridiplantae, Streptophyta, Magnoliopsida, Malpighiales, Linaceae.